AUACGUUUGUCAGACAAUGGGGAUGCUAUACAUGCUGAAAAUGAAGCCGAGUUUGAUUUACUUGAACUUUGUCAUUGGAAUAGCCUUUUCUGCGAUUCAUGUCGACGAUGAGACCUUGCCUGCCGAGUUUUCUAUUCAAAUCAAAGAGGCAUCUACCGAAGUGUGGAUGGGUGAAACGACGUACCAAGUUGAAUUCGAAACCAGAAUUGAGCUUAAGUCUAAGGUCGCGUGGUUUUUGCAUCAUAUGAAUCAGAAAUAUCCUGUCGUUUUUGGCGAUCCAAAUUUUUCUUCCUCAAUGUCCUACCGUUGGCCGUACAAGAAUCGGUAUAUCGCCAGACUGAGGGCCAGAGAACACAUCGACACACUUGAGAAAAAGACAAUAGAAUUUGCAGUUAGUCUAGAUCAAUCUACAGUCAUGAUAACAUUCGACGAACUGAGGAAUAAAAACACCACAACAUCUCAGACCUUUGAUUUAGAACCUAUGUUCAAGGUUUCUGUUCACAACAAGACAGAAAUGAAUGAAACAACAUACAUUGAAUAUGAAGCAGGAUACGAUGUGCGAGGCAGCGGUGCAGAAGAUCAACAGUUAGUCAUGUCCAGAUAUAUUGUGAAGAAGAGCAACGAUAGCGAUGAAAAUGAGGUGGAAUUCAUUAGUAAAUCCAUCAAGAAUAUCCCUAGUGACGAAAUUUUAUUUUUCGACUGGGAGGACAAUAAUGCUGCUCUAUUUGUUGACGUCACAGAAAUCAAGAUGUCAUAUGGACCUGCUGAAGUCAUCAAGACGAUGGUUUUGAGAACUGAAAAUCAUUUCUGGAACGGAGAUCAAAUGAAACCAUUGUAUGGCAAAGCCCUUUUCCAGGAAUAUGACAUCAUCAAGGACGAUCAACGACCAAUCAAAAUUGCUCAUUGCGAAGCCAUUGGGGACGUUAUCAUUAGUAUUGGUCUGCGUGGAAAAAACGGUAUGGCGGAUAUACCGUCACAUCAGAUACCAGCGGUGCAAGUUAAUUACGGUUACUUCCGGGAGGCGUUUGCUUUACUGAGAUAUUACCGAGGAAAAUUGGGAGAUUAUGAAGCGUACUGCAGCCUUCAAUAAUUGUCGGUUGAUAUAAAGUACGUUCACACUGUGUCAAAAUAAAUGAUGACAAAACUC
This is a messenger RNA of Ostrea edulis (European flat oyster), 1147 nucleotides long. RefSeq lists its product as uncharacterized. The transcript has 6 exons. The record is from RefSeq and is a predicted model, not a curated record. The coding region runs from base 17 to 1090 and encodes 357 amino acids. Lineage: Eukaryota; Metazoa; Mollusca; Bivalvia; Ostreida; Ostreidae.